GGGCUUUACGGUUUCAGGCUAAUUUGCCUAUUUCUUUUUGGGUUGCGCACCUUUGGAUGUCUUUGCUAUGCCUAUAAUUUGAAAUCUAAAACUGAUAAAUUCGGUAGUCGCAGCCGCAAGUGUGUUUUUGUUGGGUAUGUUUUUGGCAAAAAGGGAUGGCAUGUUUUUGACUUGGAUACACAUGAAUACUUUGUAUCCCGUGAUGUUAAAUUUCUUGAAGACCAAUUUCCUUUUGCGGAUUCGCCACCCCCUUUGGCCUCGGAUUCAGACGAACUUAGUGCCUCUCCUCCGAUUUUGCCAGCAACGUAUGAUGAUGUAUUAGAUGUGGCCUCCCCAGCCACGAAUGUUCCUCCCGUGGACACGAUCCCGGUUGAUGUUCCUCCUGUUACUACCUCGGUUGAUGUACCACCAGAUAUGUUGUCUCAUGUGGAAGAAAAUAUCCCUUUGGGUCGCGGUUUGCGUGCUAAGCAGUCUUCGGUCCGUCUGAAGGACUAUGUUACUCAUACAGUUAUUCGACAGAAUCCCAUUUCUCCCUCUCCGACUCCAUCAGCUUCCGCAGGUACACCGUUU
Molecule: messenger RNA, 570 nt
Organism: Cuscuta europaea
Lineage: Eukaryota; Viridiplantae; Streptophyta; Magnoliopsida; Solanales; Convolvulaceae
Source: the annotation of a GenBank genome assembly